Oryzias latipes (Japanese medaka) is the source of this 3104-nucleotide messenger RNA. RefSeq names its product PR domain containing 12b (gene prdm12b). Gene Ontology annotation, biological process: neurogenesis; regulation of gene expression. The record is from RefSeq and is a predicted model, not a curated record. Gene Ontology annotation, cellular component: nucleus. Gene Ontology annotation, molecular function: histone methyltransferase binding. Lineage: Eukaryota; Metazoa; Chordata; Actinopteri; Beloniformes; Adrianichthyidae.
UGGGGGAUUGGGCCCAGGGUUGCUCCAGUUGUUGAGGCCUGUACUGAACUUGUGUUUGUGUCGCGAGCGACAAGGAAGCCAAUAGACGCACGCGGAGAGCUUCGGGACCCCCCUCCCCUUAAUAGAAAUGUUGGAGCACCGCAGCCGCGGGCAAACUUGCCUGUCCUUCCGAGCGCGCGGGUGUCUGCGCUCCCGGAGCCUCUCUAUCUGGAACGGAAAGGCGCGCGCGCGCCUCCCGGUGUGACCCGCGUCCACAGGUGGACUCGUCUGACCUCCUGAACGGAAGCCAUGGGCUCCGUGCUGCCGGGCUCCUCGCGGGGUCUGAAGCCGCCGCCGCCGCCGCUCUCCCUCGCGGACAUCAUCACCUCCGACAUCCUGCACAGCUUCCUGUACGGCCGCUGGAGGCACGUGCUCGGCGAGCAGCCGCAGCAUCACCUGCAGCACGAGGACCUGCGCACCGCGCCGAGCCCCAAGACCGCCUUCACCGCCGAGGUGCUGGCGCAGUCCUUCUCCGGAGAGGUGCAGAAACUGUCCAGCCUGGUUUUACCCAGUGAGGUGAUCAUCGCUCAGAGCUCAGUUCCAGGAGAAGGACUGGGGAUCUUCUCUAAGACCUGGAUCAAAGCGGGGACAGAGAUGGGGCCGUUCACGGGGCGCCUGGUGUCCCCCGAACACAUCGACCUGUACAAAAACAACAACCUGAUGUGGGAGGUGUUUAAUGAAGACGGGACCGUCAGGUAUUUCAUUGAUGCCAGUCAGGAGGACCAGAGGAGCUGGAUGACCUACAUCAAGUGUGCGCGGAACGAGCAGGAGCAGAACCUGGAGGUGGUUCAGAUCGGCAGCAGCAUUUUUUACAAGGCUGUGGAGACGAUCCCGCCGGACCAGGAGCUGCUUGUUUGGUACGGAAACUCCCACAACACCUUCCUGGGAAUUCCUGGAAUUCCAGGAGGAGAUGAGGAGCAAACGAAGAAGAGUAAAAGUGAUGAGCUCCACACUUGUGAUGGCUCCUCCUCCUCUUCAUCGUCGUCUUCCUCCUCCUCUUCAACCAGUCUGGGCCGCAUGCGGUGUGUCAUAUGUCACCGUGGCUUCAAUUCCCGCAGCAACCUGCGCUCUCACAUGCGCAUCCACACCCUGGACAAGCCCUUCGUGUGCCGCUUCUGCAACCGCCGCUUUAGCCAGUCCUCCACCCUGAGGAACCAUGUGCGCCUGCACACCGGGGAGCGCCCCUACAAGUGCCACGUCUGCCAGUCCGCCUACUCCCAGCUGGCCGGCCUGCGGGCGCACCAGAAGAGCGCUCGGCACCGGCCCACUGGAGACGGCAGCAACCCCGGGGCGGGUGUGGUUGUGGUGGGGGGAGGAGGGGGAAUGCACUCACCCCCUCCGUCUCACCCACCACAGCUGACCGCCGUGCCCCACCCAGCAUCUCUAGUUCAUCACAUCCCGACCAUGGUGCUGUGAUCACAAACCACACUUAAAAUAAGACCCCAAAAGCUGGUGUGUCGCCCCCGGGGUAGCCCCUUAACAAUAGACAAACACACACACACACAGUCUUUUAUUGUGGGAAAGAAACCCAACCAAUCAGAGUUCAGAAUGGACCUUCACCUGAACAAACACUUCUGGCUCCUAUUGAGCCUUCCGACAACUGCAUGAUCAAAUAUGUUAACCUGUCACUGUGAACGAGAAUAUUAAUGUUGUUUGGUUUGCAUGCUCCUGGGUCUCUGUUAAAGCUUGUCAUAUGUGCUUCCCAGCACAAGGGGGCGCUGCAGUCUGUGCACUGAAACUUCUUCACAGGAAAGCAUUGAGUUCCUGUUGCUUCUCAGUCAGGCUGACUCACGUGUGAAUUACAGGAGUCAAUCUAAAUUAAAUUCCUGUCACGAUCUUGGUCACAAGGAGGAAGUGAUGUAAUGUUUGCGCAUGCGCGGAUGGAUUGAGUAGCCGUUACAGAUCCGGUAGCGACAAGGGGAUCGGUGCUAAACCGGACUAUGGCUCCACUGUCGUCCAACCUCACAUCACCCAUUACAACCAGAAAAAAAUACAAGCUAAAACUGUACUUCACAUGAACUCCAUGGUUUAUCUUUAAUUUAAUUGAAUUUAAAAAAAAAUUUAGGUUUUUGAUCCCAACGAAGUGGAACACAUGUUAGCAUCUAGUAAUUAUUCAGAAUUUACCAACUCAGGUCAAUAAGAACCUUAAAACCAGAUUUAGUUCUACUUGAAAGAGGUUCUAGGAUAAAAAUCAGAUCAGUAAUGUCUUCAAAACACGUUUUUAUUAUCAUUGCACCAACAUGUGAGUGUUGGUCUGCUGGUGUCACAGCCCACAGCCACGCCCAAUCAGUCCAGGAGUAUCCAAAGGACUUUGUAUGUAGUCCCAUAAUGAAACACAGUUUUGGAGUUUUAUCACAAAUGUGUUCAACAAAUAUCCAAAUCAAUCGAUCUGGAUCAGUCUGUUUCCUUUCUAUGUUUUGGAAACUAGAAGUUUCUAGAGCUGAGAGCCCAGCUGCUCUUCUUCUUGACUUUCACUAUUUCAGUCCGUUCAAAACGCCAGCUAAAAUACAUAACAAUGGGGAGACCCAAAGAACCAGAUAGCUACAAUUUAAAGAGAAACAUUGCAGAACAAGAAGAAGUUUAGCUACAUACUACAGCGUUAACUGGAAUAACGUCAGCUAAGGCAGACAAACACAAACAUCAGAAAAAUCCUGUGAAGAAGUUUUCUAGUGACCGGAAGAGGCAGAUAUCAAGAUGUUUUAUUAAUGUUAGUGUUGAUGUGAAUAUAAAUUGUUAUUGACACUUUUUAAAAGAUAAGAGCUCUGUAAAUGCUUCCUGAUCAUUCCUUCCCUAACGCCUGAAAUUUUUAAAGUGAUUCUCAGAAACUCUUCAGAUUCCUCACAUGACACCUGAUGGGCAAAUUUGAUUCUUUUUAUGUAAAUGGUUUUAAAACUGAGGAAAAUCCAACUGUGAAUAUAAAUUUAGACAAGUUUAUGCCCACAAGAUAAUCCAGUCACUUUAUUUCUUUAUAUGUAUAAGAUAUGUAUCAGUAUAUUAAAUGAGUCACAAUUUCUAUAAAGGACAAUGUAUUUAAGCCUAUAAAAUCCUAAUAAAGUAUUCCUGCA